Messenger RNA from Hypanus sabinus (Atlantic stingray), 4402 nucleotides. It is a transcript of the gene acp2, whose product is annotated as acid phosphatase 2, lysosomal. Gene Ontology annotation, cellular component: lysosome. The record is from RefSeq and is a predicted model, not a curated record. The transcript has 11 exons. Gene Ontology annotation, molecular function: acid phosphatase activity. NCBI's taxonomy places the organism in Eukaryota, Metazoa, Chordata, Chondrichthyes, Myliobatiformes, Dasyatidae. Gene Ontology annotation, biological process: lysosome organization; dephosphorylation. Bases 140 to 1411 code for a protein of 423 amino acids.
UAGUUCCACCACCCCGCCCGGGGCGCGGUUUCAGUUGAUGGGGGCGGCUCCGAUCGUAUCGCUCCGCCCGCUACCGAUGUUUCUAAACCUCUGCCACCCAGUCCUCUGGCGGAGCUAGGGUCUCGGAUCCGGCUACGGAAUGGCGGGCGCCGGGCUCCUGUGCGUCCUGAUGCUGCUCGGGCUCCAGAGACCGGUGGCAGGAAGGGCGCUGAAAUUCGUCAACCUGGUUUUUCGUCAUGGUGAUCGAUCUCCUAUCGGAGGAUUCCCAAAGGAUCCAAAUACAGAGGCUGAUUGGCCUCAAGGAUUUGGGCAGCUUACCCAGACUGGAAUGAGACAGCAGUACGCACUGGGCCAAUAUCUGCGAAAUCGUUACCAUGGCUUCCUCAACUCGACUUAUGACCGAUACGAGAUUUAUAUCCGGAGCACAGACGUUGACCGGACUCUAAUGAGUGCUGAGUCGAAUCUUGCUGGGCUGUACCCUCCACAAGGACAUCAGGUCUUCCGUCCUGACUUGAAAUGGCAACCAAUUCCUGUGCACACAGUGCCUGGGAAAGAGGACAAGGUGCUUGCAUUCCCACUGGACAAUUGUCCUCGCUACACAAAGUUGAUUGCAGAGACGGAAAAACAAGAUGAAUACAAAAAGAUGAUGAGAGAAAACAAGGAAUUCCUGGACAUGCUUGUGAAUGCCACUGGGGUUCCCAGAGAGAAGAUGUCAUUAAGAACCAUUUCGUUGAUUUACGACACCCUGUUUUGUGAGCAACUCAACAACAAAACUGUGCCUUCCUGGGUGACCCCUUCUGUCAUGGAGCGCCUGAGGUUGCUCAAGGAAUUCUCUUUCCAUGUCGCAUAUGGAGUGUACAAGCAAGAGGAGAAGUCGCGGCUCCAGGGAGGUAUGCUCGUGAAGAAAAUUCUCCAGAAUAUUGAACAAUCGUUGAAGUCGUCAUCUCCAACACCAAACCCGAAACUGAUCAUGUACUCAGCGCACGACACAACAAUUGCAGCUCUUCAAGUGGCUCUGAGUGUUUACAGUCUGUCUGCCCCUUACGCUGCCUGCCACAUGGUUGAGCUGUACCUGGAGGAUGAUGGGUCCUUCACUGUGGAGAUGUACUACAGAAAUGAAAGUUCUUCUGCACCAUACCCCCUAACUCUUCCAGCCUGCACCCAAAAGUGUCCCUUGGAUAAGUUCAUCCAGAUUGCCAAAAAAGUGGUUCCUGAUGACUGGAGUAAGGAAUGUGGCCAUACCAGUAACCACCACCAAAUCGAGCUGAUCCUGGCCCUGGCUGUGGGCUGCUGUCUUGUCCUGCUCCUCAUUAUGCUGACUGCACUGCUCAUUUGCCGGAACAAAGGUCAAUACUUGGGCUACCAGAAAGUGGCUGAAGAAAAUGAGGGGACCGAAAGGACUUUGUUCUGAUCAGGACAAAGAAUAAAGAGAAGCCAUGUGACUGGGGGGGGUGGGUGGUGGGCAGUCUGACCAUAGCUGAGGCAGCUUACUUUCCAUAGACGCUGCCUGGCCUGCUGAGUUCCUCCAGCAUUUUGUGUGUUGCUCGUAUUUCCGGCAUCUGCAGAUUUUCUCUUGUUUGUGACUCCCUCCAGUUUGUCACUCUUCAGGUUUACCUAUCACCCUCUGUUUCUCUCCUCCCCCACCCUUUUUAAAUCUACUCCUCAGCUUUUUUUCUCCAGUCCUACCAAAGGGUUUUGGCCUCAAACGUCGACUGUACCCUUUUCCUAGAUGCUGCCUGGCCUGCUCCUCCAGCAUUUUGUGUUUGUUACUCUAAAUUGGUUUUGAUUUGUGCAAUAGGCAGGGUUUAACUCCACUCUUUAGGUUGCCUGAAGUGUAAUUUCUGCAGAAAAGCAAUACUGUUAGAGUAAAGGCAAAUGUAGACAAAAAAUCUGCACUGGAUACUUGAUUCUGUAGUGAAGCUGGAUGGGAACAGUGAACUCUGUCCCAUCACCAUUCCAGUAGACACAAGGAUGCUUGGUCUCUGGCACCUCUGGGAGCUGCCAGCUCAGUCUCAUCACGGCCAUUGGUGUACAAGGUGUGCGUGGUGUAGAGGCACUUCACAAGGUGUUGUACCAUUGGCUGCAGCUUCUCUACAUUCCAGUCAUGUGCCACGAGAUAAAACAACCAAACGAUGCUCUAUGGUCUGUUGAGUAAUGUUUGGGACAGCAAGUAUUGCUUUUGGUCUUUUUCACCAUUAUCCCCAUUUCCACCUCUUGAGCCCUGGGAAAUGCUGCAUGGGAAUCAAUAUUUUUCUCAGUGUCAGUGUUGUGUUCUGGUGGGAAUUGUUACAUCCAGUGCAAACAUUUACAUCUGUGGUUCUUUUGCCUUCCAAUAGAAAAUUCACCUGCUGCUUUUCAUUUGGAAAUGUUGAUUUUUUAAUAUAUAGUUUAAAAAAAGCGAGCCCGUGAUGCUAAGUGAGUUUGCAUUGUUUGCAUAGUUGGGAGGGAAAGUCUAGGAGAGAAAGAAUCAAGAUUAUUCCACAACGACUUACUUGUAGUGAUGGGGAAUGCAAGUUCUCAUGGAAGAUUCCUUUACACUCCUCUUUUCUCCUCAGCUGAUACUCUUUCUAAAAUUUGUUAUCUUUAAUCUGUUGGUUCAGUUCUAUUUGUAAAUGUCAAGGCUAGCCGGUGUGUAUUUUGGGGGGUCGGCAUGGACAGGUUGGGCUGAAGGACCUCCAUGCUGUAUUGCUCUAUGACUUACAGCUGGAAGGCUAGGGAGGGAGGAAGUGACUGAUGAUGCUGUGCAGUUGUGAAAACCCAAAUGACCUUCAGUGACCCUUACCUGGUCUGUCUCCAGUGUGAAGUGGUUUAACCAGUUGCCCAGUGUAUCAAUUAAAAGACAGUUCAUUACUGUUCCCUUAAUAUCAGAAUGUAAUUGCUGAACUUGUUGAAACUCCUCCCCCCUACCCACCCCCACAGUUUUAUUCUGCCCCCUGCCCCCUUCCUUUCUGUUGUGAUGGAAAUGAGAAAGAUUAUUUGGGUCUCAAAGGCAAGAGCUCUGGACACACAAUUUUAAUAAUAAGGAGUUUAUUUACAAGGGGAGAAAAGCUUGUGAACAACACAAGCGGCUACAAUAUUCGCACAAACACGCUUAGAAUAGAGGAGCAUGGGAAAAGUCGGGUCUGCAGUACAAUACACGGGAAGACGGUGUAGGGACGGUGUACAGGUACACAUACAAGCAAGGGAAAAGUAACUACAAUAUAUGCCACCCCUUGGCUAUGGGCAGGCAUGGCUCUUUGCUAAAGGGACCACAAUAAACGCUCCCACAACCCUAUUCAAUGCACAUCUUGCCACAUGUCUCCAGUGCUGUUCUGCAGUCGUCAGCCUGGAGUGAAGCAGGGUGGUCCUUUGAGGAUGGCAAAAGAGAGCGAGCCAAGCACAUGUAGAACCUUUUAUAGGUCAGGGGGCCAACAGCUUGGUGCUAGACAGGUUAAUCCAAUUAAGGUGGACAAUGGUUAAAUGUGCAUUGAUUAGUUGGGAGGGGCGAAAUGUUGACUUGCAGGUGGUGUGACCUCCGACCAGGUGAGGGCAGUGCUGUCAUGUGACAGGCGCAGCUGUCUGGUUACACUUUCCCAGUCCUGAAAUGUCAGCUGAUAAUUCCUCUCUAUUGAUGCUGAGGGGAAUAAACAGUUGAUGUUUCUCCAGUGUUUUAUGUGUUGCUCAAGAUCCGCUGGUUCUUCUUCAGAAAUAACUUGUCCUUCACUAUCGGCACUUGUAUAACUGGAAAUCAGAAAAUUGAGGCAAUUUGACAAAAAUCAUUUAUGACAUCCUUUUUGUUCUAUAACUGCUGCUCUUUCAGUGUUAAAGCUAUAAACACUCCUUGAUAAGUUAUAUAUUAAUAACAGUCAUAUUGAGGUCCGUUCCUCUGGAAGGGAAUGGUCCUCCACAAGAUAGGACUAAUCAAAACAUUUAAGAGGAUAUCUUUUCCAUAAAGAAUGUCAAAGUCUAUAAUUCUCCUUCUCCCAAACUGAAGGGAUACUACUUAAUGUUGGAACUUAGCAAAGUUGAAGAAAUUAAAGGGGUUAAAGAGUAAUUUUGAUGUUGCUGACACACCAGAGGAUGUGGUGUUAAUUAUACACUGUUUUCUGAACAUGCUAGACAUUGUUCUCAAAAUUGCUAGACUAAGGUUUAAAUAAAGAACUGCCUGAUGAGACAAUGUCCUAACACAGGUUCUUAGAACAAUGAUUCACCAAAGGAUCAAUUACUUUAUAAAUACCUUAUGUUACUGUUGCUGGGCAGUAAAGAAGAAAUUGCACAAUUGCUUAACAAGUGUACGCAACUACAUGUGUAUAAAAGAGCCAUGCUUGUACAAGUAAUUGGAGACCCCAAUGCAGACUCCAAGAGAGUGCUGAAGGAAGGUUUUCCCUAGUAGCAAGCUACUAAUAAAAAAGCUGCUGCUUUA